UCUUCCCUGUCUCACUUCUCGUUCGAUGCCUUGUCUGCUGAGGUAUAUACACACUUACUUGGCUUCGCUCAGCGCCUCAACCUCCUUGUCUCGUACUCGAGUACUUUAUUUCUUCUAUCCGGGACUGGCUGCCAUGAUUUGAUCGCCCUGAAGGAACCGAUCGGCAGCUCGACCCCGGCCACUUUGUGAACCAUGGCAACCUUAGCAGCAUCAUCGCCGUUAUCGCCGUCGUGGCCGAAGCGACGGCCGCGGGCGUGGGCGCUGCGCAUUGAACGCUACUGCUGCACUGCGGCGUCGUUCUUCCCUCUCGCUUUUGUUUAUGGACUGACGACGUGGGCCGUCUGGGUGGAGGCCAGUGUCGGCUUCAAGUCGGUGCAGAGCAGCUGGAUUGGCUUUCCCAGUUCCAUUCUUGGAAUCUUCCUUUACAUCUGCCUCAAUACCUGCUACACGGUCGCCGUCUUCACCGACCCCGGUACCCCCCUCAAGCCUUCGAACAGCCGCAGCCAGCACGAAUACAGCGCCCUCCCCGUCACCGAACUCCCGCAGUACACGGCCUACACGGUCAACUCAACAGGCGGCUCCCGCUUCUGCAAGAAGUGCCAAUGCCCCAAGCCCGACCGGGCGCACCACUGCUCGACCUGCAAGCGGUGCGUGCUGAAGAUGGACCACCACUGUCCCUGGCUGGCGACAUGCGUGGGGCUAUACAACUACAAGGCGUUCCUUCUGUUUUUGAUAUACACCUCGGUGUUCUGCUGGGUCGAUUUUCUGGUUGCGUCGACGUGGAUCUGGAACGAGAUGCUGGACGAUAGCAAGUAUAUGGACUUUGACAAGAUGCUGCCCAUCAAUGUGGUGUUGUUGGCCGUGCUGGGCGGGAUCAUCGGGUUGGUGUUGUCGGGCUUCACGGCGUGGCAUAUCAGUCUGGCGGUCCGGGGGGUCACCACGAUUGAGUGUCUGGAGAAGACGAGGUACGUCUCGCCAUUGCGGAAGGCGCUGGAUCGCCAUCGCUACGAGGGGCUUGCAGGCCAUGAUCCGGAUGGAGCUGGAGGAGAAGGGGGUGUUGCGGGUUUGGGUCACCGGUUGCAGGAGUAUGGCGGACAGAUCCUGGAUGCGCAUGCCAACGCGAUCCCGGGGGUGACCAGGGCGGAAGAAGGGGAGGACGAGAAUCUGUCCCCCGCGCAGCAGGCGUUGACGCGAUCGUAUGCGGAUAUGGAACGACAGCGCGAGCAUGAUCGGUACCAGAGUUAUCUGGAAGAGCAGGACAGCGAGAAGAUGCCCCAUGCGUUCGAUCUGGGCUGGAAGCGCAAUUUGUUGCACCUGUUCGGAAGCCGCCCGCUGCUGUGGCCAGUCCCCGUCUGUACCACCACCGGCGACGGUUGGCACUGGGAGCCCAGCGCCAAGUUCCUUGAGGCGCGCGACGGUGUGCGGGUGCGACGGGAACAGGAGGCGGCCGACCAGCAGCAGUAUUACCGGGAUCUGUACACACGGAAUAUGAACAACAGUCAAAGCUGGAUGGGGCCAGACGCUGCGACUUCUGCUGCCAAUCCGGCUGCCACCUGGACGCCGCAGCAGCCGUUGGAUGUAGUUCGAGAUCCUGAGAGACCCAGUACCGGUGUGUCGAUGAAGACAUUGCGGCCGGUGUCACCGCCCGGCCUUGUCACAGAGAACCUAGUACAGCACUGUACAUAUCAUCCAAUGCGCCCAGCAACUCAACCCACAAAAAAAAAAAAAGAAAAGAAAAUGACCCCCUCCCUCCGCCGCCUAACGCGCGAACAAGCCGACCUCCUCAAAAACCCGGACCCAACCUUCCACGCAGCCCCCAUCAGCGCCUCCAACCUAUACGACUGGCACUUCACGCUGCAAGGCCCACCGGCCCCCUCCCCCUACAGCAAUGGGAUCUACCACGGCCGGAUCGUGCUCCCGCCGACGUACCCGCUGCGCCCGCCCUCCUUCCGGUUCCUGACCCCCUCCGGCCGCUUCGAGGUCAACCGCGAGAUCUGUCUCAGCAUCUCGGGGCACCAUGAGGAGACGUGGCAGCCGGCCUUUAUGGAUGGGGAUGCGAGGGGUCAGGUGGGCGGGUUGGAUGUGGGGGAGGAGGUGCGGAGGCGGUAUGCGGCUGCGUCGAGGGGGUGGAGGUGUGAGGGGUGUAUGGGGAGAUUAUUUGGGGAGGAGGAGGGGGAGGAGGGGGCGGAGGGGGCGGAGGGGAGGACAAAUUUGGAGGUGCUGGAGGGGUGGUGGGGUUUUUGUCGGGAGAGGGGGGUGAGUGUUUCUGGGUCUGGUGAUAGGGUGGAGGAUGGGAAGAAGUCUGAUACGGCGGUUUCUGGGGGAGGGGAUGCACAGACGCAUACUACUACCUCGAUAACUGCUGCUGCUGCCGUUACUGCAUCGACACCAUCAACAACGACAACACAGCCAACAGCUGUGCAACAGCAUUCUGACCAUACGCCGCAGCAGCGCCAGAUGCUGCUCCAACCUCAACCUCAACUUCCUCAGCAACAACAGCAGCAACAGCAAAUAUCCCCCGAUACCCCCUGGCUCGACCGGGCCAUUGUCGGCGUGGUCGUCGCCCUGGUGGUCAUGAUCCUCCGGCGCCUCGCCAGAGACGAGUAAUCUCUUCCUCAUACAAAGCACGGGUGGAUAUUUCGGCGUUUAUGGAAAAUUAUCAAAUUCAGGCGUUAAUUUGUACUGUACUUGUCAGGGACUCGGAUGUCGGCUACUUACAAUUUGAAAUCACCAGUUGAAACAGGCCAUAUCAGAUUAAACAUUCC
Aspergillus uvarum CBS 121591 is the source of this 2765-nucleotide messenger RNA. RefSeq lists its product as uncharacterized. NCBI's taxonomy places the organism in Eukaryota, Fungi, Ascomycota, Eurotiomycetes, Eurotiales, Aspergillaceae. Gene Ontology annotation, molecular function: palmitoyltransferase activity. The record is from RefSeq and is a predicted model, not a curated record. The transcript is spliced from 7 exons. Bases 193 to 2607 code for a protein of 804 amino acids.